Messenger RNA from Epinephelus lanceolatus (giant grouper), 9473 nucleotides. RefSeq names its product ecotropic viral integration site 5 like (gene evi5l). Gene Ontology annotation, molecular function: GTPase activator activity; small GTPase binding. NCBI's taxonomy places the organism in Eukaryota, Metazoa, Chordata, Actinopteri, Perciformes, Serranidae. Gene Ontology annotation, biological process: regulation of GTPase activity. The record is from RefSeq and is a predicted model, not a curated record.
CUCGCUGGUAAUGAUUGAUGCUGCCGUUUAUGCCGUAUCUCCGAUGAACCGCAGGCUACAUCGCGCGGCUGUCAUGGUUAUUUUAGCGGAUCUGUACAGAAAUAUUUUCCUCCUCUAGUUCAGUUGACACACACACACGAGCCUCUCCGCGUGCAGAGGGCUCGCGACCAGCUGUGCGACGCGGCGCUGCCUCCCGGUCGAGCGGCGGCAGGACGAUGGCACUGCGUUGGACGGUCUCUCUGUAUUUGUCCUCGGUGAUCUAUUAAGAUUUUAAUUAGCUGGUAACAUAACAUACGUUUGACGUUUACGACGGGCUGAUGUGGGAGCGACCAUAAACGCACCGCUCUGAUUAUGGAAAAGGAGUCCAGGUUUGAAGACCUCUGAUCAAAUUGGCUCCACGGCCUGCCAGGCAGCCAAUCAGAUACCAGCCAGGCUCACCAAGGGGGGAGACCAGCAGUGAGACUGGAAGACCCUCUUACCGCACCCACAGUGCUUCACCCACCCAACUCCAUUGUCACCACCAUGUCUAUACCCAGCAGCAGCCCAGAAAGAGAGGGCUCUAGUGGGGCUCCCCCUCAGCUAGAGUGCCCAUCUUCCCCUCCCGGCAUGGACCCAGACCCCCCAUCAACUGGAAGCCCAGUGCUCAGCCCAGACUCAUCUUCCCAUGAUGCAGUGCUGUCCGCACCAGCGGCCUCCCCAGCAGACUCAGAGAACCUGAGUCCUGAUGAACUGGAGCUGCUGGCCAAACUGGAGGAGCAGAACAGGUUGCUGGAGGCUGAUUCCAAAUCCAUGCGGUCGAUGAGCGGUUCACGGCGCAACAGUGGCUCCUCACUAGUGUCCAGCUCCUCGGCCUCCUCCAACCUGUCACACCUGGAGGAGGAUACCUGGAUCCUGUGGGGCCGCAUCGUCAACGAGUGGGAAGAGUGGAGGCGCAAGAAGGACAAACUCCUGAAGGAGUUGAUCAGGAAGGGCAUCCCUCACCAUUUCCGGGCCAUCGUGUGGCAGUUGCUGGGCAACGCCACUGACAUGCCAGUGAAGAACCAAUACUCAGAGCUGCUAAAGAUGUCAUCGCCCUGUGAGAAGCUCAUCCGCAGAGACAUCGCCCGCACCUACCCCGAGCAUGAGUUCUUCAAAGGGCAGGACAGCCUGGGGCAGGAGGUCCUCUUCAACGUCAUGAAGGCGUACUCUCUGGUGGAUCGAGAGGUGGGCUACUGCCAAGGCAGUGCGUUCAUUGUUGGUCUGCUGCUUAUGCAGAUGCCCGAGGAGGAGGCGUUUUGUGUUUUUGUGCGCCUGAUGCAGGAGUACCGUCUAAGGGAGCUGUUCAAACCCAGCAUGGCUGAACUGGGCCUCUGCAUCUACCAGUUUGAGUAUCUGCUACAGGAGCAACUUCCAGAGCUGAACGUCCAUUUUCGAUCCCAGAGUUUCCACACAUCUAUGUAUGCCUCUUCCUGGUUUCUCACCCUUUUCCUCACCUUCCUUCCCCUACCUGUUGCCACGCGCAUCUUCGAUAUUUUCAUGUAUGAGGGUCUAGAGAUUAUCUUCCGUGUGGGCCUGGCCAUCCUGCAGUACAACCAGACUGACCUCAUUCAGCUAGACAUGGAGGGCAUGUCCCAGCAUUUCCAGAAGGUGAUCCCCCACCAGUUUGACAGCUGCCCAGACAAGCUGAUCCUCAGGGCCUACCAGGUCAAAUACAACCCCAAGAGGAUGAAGAAACUUGAGAAAGAAUACACCACGAUCAAGAACAAGGAAAUGGAGGAGCAAAUUGAGAUCAAGAGGUUACGCACAGAAAACAGGCUGCUAAAGCAGAGGAUUGAGACGCUGGAGAAGGAGAGUGCCGCUCUUGCAGACAGACUGAUACAGGGUCAGGUGACGAGGGCGCAGGAAGCAGAGGAGAACUACGUGAUCAAGCGGGAGCUGGCGGUGGUGAGGCAGCAGUGCAACACAGCCAGCGAGAGCCUCGAGAAGGCGCAGGACACCAUCAGAGAGCUGCAGCAACAGAAGUACACAGAUCAGUUUGUGAGCUCCCUGCAGACCCAGCUGGAGCAGUCCAGACUGCGCGAGGCCGAACUGCUGGGAGCACUGAAGGAAAUGCAAGACAAGGUCCUCGACCUGGAGAAGAGAAGCACGUGCCUGCCUGAUGAGAACAACAUGGCGGCUCUGCAGGAGGAGGUGAAGCAGAUGAAGCUGAGAGAGCUGGAGACGCUGCGUUCAUUCAGAGAGAUGCAGGACACUGUCACUGAUCUCAACCAACGCUGGCAGCAUCACAUGUCCCGUGGCAGCAGCACAGGUGGCGGGGGCGGCCACUGGAAAGAAUCCCCGAAAAAGAACGCCAUGAACGAGCUGCAGGACAAACUGAUGACAGUCAGACUGAGGGAGGCCCAGGCUCAGGCUGAGCUCCGAGAGGUCAAACUCAAAGCCCUGCAGCUGGAGAGCCAGAACCAGAUCCACAGCAAGCUGAUUGGUCGCAACGAUCAGGAACGCUCCGCCCUGCAGGACCGGCUCCAGAUGUUGGCCAAUCAGAACAAAGCUCUUCAGGCCCAGCUCAACGAGAUGAAAAGGAAGCAGGCCGAGUCUGACUGCAAGAGUAAAGAGGAGGUGAUGGCGGUGCGACUGAGGGAAGCAGACAGUAUGGCUGCCAUGGCUGAACUCAGGCAGAAGAUCGCUGAUCUCGAGAUACAGAAAGAGGAGGGGCUGAUCCAGGGCCAGCUGAACCACUCAGACUCCAGACAGUACAUCAACCAGCUCCGGGACCAGAUCGCUGAGCUCAAGAAUGAGGUCAGGCAAUUACGAGGGCAGAAGGCAGCCCCCAGCAGUGGAGGUGGAAGUACCAACUACCAGGAUCUCUGUCUGGCUAGUCCCGCUUCUGCCGAGGGGGACUACCUGAGCUCAGACGAGGACCUCCUCCCGAGCCCGCUGCCUCCCAGUGCUCUUUACCCCAGCCUGUCCGGCCCAUGUCACCCAUCUGCCCGCCUCGACAGUGAGGGCAGCACGGACAGCGAGGCAGAGGAGCGGGUUCUGACACACCCGGACCCACAGCAGCUGUAUGGCAGCAUGGUGUGCGCCGAGGCGCUGGAUAACUGAAACCUGCCGGGGUGUGUCGGUUUAAUUGGAUUUCUUUGAGCUAAAGAGACGCUGGAGCUUCUACUGUAAACUGGGGCUGUAUUAUCCAAUUCAGUCCUCCUCCUCGGCUUUUCCAGUGUUUACCGUUAACUUGAUGCAGAGAUUGUGGCAUUGAUUGGACCUCCUCUGAUCAUCAGCCCUUGAUCUCUCUGCUCCUACUGUCUCCACCACCUUGUUCCCCACACUGUCCAAUCCUGUGUCCCCUGACGAAGAGGUAAUGUAAAGCCUCCUUCCUUGUUCCCACGUGUAACCGUGCCAGAAAGCAUCCAAACACAAACAUAUGACACACAAACAGACAAAACAGACUAAAACUGGACCAGCAAGACUGUUGUUGCCUCUUGCUGCUCAAGAUCGACCACUGGACCUGAACCUGUGACUGUGACGAGGAGUGAAACAUGGGUAGACAGAAAAUAAGUAUUCCCUCUCUAUAAACUGAGUGAUAGACACUUGACACACUGUAUGCUCUGUCUACCCUUAUAUGACUCUCCUUCCUGAUUGGUUCAGAGUUAAAUAGAUCCCUAUCCUCUCUUUUCCCUUUUUAUUCUCUCAUUAGGAAGACCAACACAAAAAAACCUUCUAUCAGCCAUCCGUUUACCUCUCAGUAGACCAAGUGUUAAAGUAAAACGUUUAUGGUGGUGAGUAUGAGAAGGAGAGGUGCAGUGUAGGAAUAUGUACACAUCAAACAGGCAUUCAUUAAUGACUCAUGAACACUUUAACAAACUAAAUAUAUGUGUUGUCUGUGGCUGGCAGACGACAAGAAGCCAAGCGAGUUAAUACAACAGCUCAUUUCAAAACAUAUUCACCCACAAAACAAGGAAGGAAGAAACUCAGUGUUGCCAAAUCUUUUGUUUUGUUAUGUUUUGUUUUAAUUAUUUAUAUGUUGUAAUUUAUUUUGAUAUAUUUUUUUUUAUAUUUUAUAUAUCUGUAUGAAACUAUAGGAGUGUAGAGAUACCGACAGAGGCCAAACUUUGUACACCGUCCUUUGUGCCAACUAGUCGUCUGUUACAGGUUCACUGUGACACUGAUUGUUUCAGAGACAGGAAAUGUGCUGCUAUGAUUUUGGAUUUACUUCUUCCAUUUUGUUUUUUCUGUUCCCUUUUGUUUGUGUAAUCUUCGUGAGGUGAACAUGUAACCUCCUGGUAACUCUGCCAUAGAUUAGGGUGACAACAACUGUGCAGACUGAUCAGAUAUGAAAACUGAGCAGUUGAACUCGAUUACUCCCUGGAGCUUCAUUUAGCAAUGAUGGGAACAAUUUGGUUUUCUUAAAAGCCAAUCAUGAUCAUUGUGUAUGUGUGAGUUAAAGCAAUAGUUUGACAUUUUAUAACAUGUAUUUGCUUUCCUGCUGAGAGUUAAAUGAGAAGUCUGACACCACUCACUUAGCUUAGCCGGGCAUAGAGACAUUGUGGACACAAUUGUGGUACAAUGGUAAAUGCUAAAAUAUAGAGGGGCGAAUUUACAAAGAAUGGAUUGUGGCGACUGAAAGCACCAUGAAUUGCGCAUCACUUGCAACUGCAAUCUGCCCCAUCUCAAGGUCCAAUUCACAAACUUUUGCAUCUUACUGCAAUUAUCCAUGUCGCAGAGCAUAAAUGUUGUGGCAAGUACACAGUAGGCAGGACAUUGACAGAGAGACAAAGAAAUUUGAAAUGUUCAGACUGUAAGCUGCAGGUCUUGACCAAUGACAUGCGGAGGUAUUCCUCAAAACUUUAGGCAAGGAAUUUAAAUGUGCCUGAGAGAAGCUGUAAAUGGGAUUAAAAAUCCCAGUCUGUCAGUGCUGUUAGCGUUUUUAAACGCACAUGCCUGGCCUGCCAUGAUCACUGGAAAAUCUGGGCAUGACACCGCUUAUAAAUGCACUUCACUUACUACCAUCUCUUUUAAAGACACUAAUAAAUUCAAUGUCACUGCGUCUGGCUAUAAGUGCUGAUGUUUGUAAUUUGUACUCUUACAUUUUCUGAUAGAAAAUGGCUGACUUUGCACCAAAUGUGUGCAUAGCCUAUUACCUAAUUUAAAACCUUGCAAACAGCACAGGAGCACCGAGAGGCUAUUUGCUUUGCAGCACAGUUAGGGGUGCAUUUGAGAAUUACAGAGCUUGUUUUCGUCUUAUUUGCGCAGGAUUAGCACAACUAGGAAAGGAUCAUAAGGCCACUGAACUGACUCCACCAUGUCAAUUAAAGCUACAAAUACAGUGCGAUACCUACCAAAAGUUUGCUAACAUUAGCUAACAUUAUUAGCAACUGGUCAUACCAGGUUGACUCUCUGGAUGUAGACUCUGGCAAAAAGUCUUCUAUUGGGGGGUUAUUAUUGGGGGGGGGGGGGCUGAUCCCCGGACCGCCUGACUCCCCUCCAGAACUCCAGAACAGUAACCUUUCUGGUGCGGCUGUCAUUGGAGCCACUCUCCUCCUAGUGAGUCUCCUGUAUAGCAAGAGCUAACACAGCAGCAGGGCUGACGCCCAACUCAAAAGUCCCAACAAACUCAACACUAAUACCAAAAUAGCUCGACUCGACUGUCAUUAAACCCUUUAAUAAUUGUUAGGUAUGUUACCCAUGUGAUGCUGACAGUUAGCCUUGUCACCAUGUGUGUUCCUACAACACUGUUUUGCAAGGACCCUGUUUCUGCAUACUGGCGCGGCCCAGGACAGUUGUGAUUGGUUUACAGAAACGCAAAAAAUCCAGACCGUUUUUCGUCUAAAGCAGAAUGGUAAUAUGGUGAUUUCAGACCUUUCUCAAGUGGUGACACAGUGAAGAUAUGUCUGGCUAUGUGAGACUAUACAAGGCCAAGUGAAGCUGUAAAAACCCUGAUAGUACUGAAUUGUACAAACCUUUUUUUAGGUUAUUUUAAUUGCUAUUUAAUUCAACUUUUAACUUGAAAAAGGAAGAGUUUAUUUUCUCUUUAAAGUGACAGUUUCUUUAGUCGCUUUCAACAAACAUAUGUUAGUUAGCGUUAGCUCUUUGGGCAGAGCCAGGCUAGCUGUUCACCUCUGUUUCCAGUCCUUAUGCUAAGCUAAGAUCUUCAUAUGUAACAAACAGACGUCAAAAGUAGUGUCAGUCCUCUCAGUGUAUUUCCCAAAAUGUCAAACAAUUCCUUUAAUUAUCAGUGUCCCAUACAAGCCAAAAGAAAUCCAGGUAACAGUGCUGAUCUGGAAUCACCAGUUCAUGUGCUCAUAUCACUUUUUGACAGCUAAAACUGCAGCAUGUGGGCCGAUGAAAGUGGAGGGAGUGGUUAAUAUCAUAAGGAUGCCAACAGGUAGUGUGUGGGUGGAAAAUAUUUUACAUAUCAAACAUUAAUAUAUUCUGUGUAGAAAAAAAGGUGUAAAAUGUAUGGAGAGAUAUGAAAUAUACAGUGUUACAGGAACAAAAGUAUGUAGAUAAGAUUUAAAGCUGUAUCACUGUCAGUCACGUCUUACUGAAGGUGGUGAGUGUGUAUAGUUUUAUCAAACAGGGUGUCAUAUGUAGAGCAGUGAUCUGCUUUUUGCACUACAGGGAAAGUGGAAGUCUCUGCUCAUGACAUUAAGCAGUGAGAGAUGGUGUGGAUGAAUGGAUUCUUGGUGGGAUCAUUUCUUAUUAUAUUCAGCUCUCCUGCGGGACCUUGACGUUAUCUGAGUGCUUUGCUCGGAGAUUAUCCAUCCUGACUUUGUAUUGUGCUUCAUUAUUCCUCAGACAGGUGUCGAAGGAUUUUCUCUAAAUUCUCUUAAAGCCCACUUUCAUCACUAACAUUUCCGUGCAAUACAAAUGAAGGAAUGGUAAAGGAGAGAAUUAUUGCCAUGUUUGAAGAAAUAAGGAAACUGGAUUUUCCAGUAAUGGCCACCAAAGAGCUAAAGAGGAUGUUGGUUUGCCCACCAUACUGUUGCAAAUAACAGCCUUUUAGUGGUCAUUGGUGGAUGGAGCAACUAAAAUCUCUGCACUGGAGUCAGUGUUUGGAUAUCGUCAAACUAAAUGAGCGUUGUACGAAUGGUUUCAGUUGAGUUCCCUCUAGUUCGUAGUAUGUACAGAUUGGCAUUGGCUCUGUCGAGCAUGAAAUUUAGGCCCUUAUUUACUUUGGGUCUUAACUGGCUGAAUUUCUCUCAAAGUUAUAAUCCUUGAGAUUUUUAUUCUGUAAUUUUCUUAAAUAGCAAUAGCUAUUCAAUGCAUUUACAUUCAGUAAAUAGUUCAUUUUCAGUGUAAGUAUUUGAUCUGACAUUCACAUCCUUUUCAUGCAUGCCAUGAUUGGCCAGCUGUGCAGAGGUAAGAUAGUAAAUUGGGUAUGAAAUUCAUUCUUGACAUCAUUUUCAGUCACUCCAAAUGUGUAUGCACGCAACUGGAUAUUUACCUGGACAAUGUCAAGGUUGGGUGGUUUAAACAGCUAUAUAAACACUUCCAGUACUAAUUGCUUGACCCUUAAUCUACAUUCACAUCAAAAGGCUUAAUACUCAAGUGCAGUUUAUCCCCAGAUCAGAUUUUUCUGCCUAGACUGUUCACAUUUAUGUUUGAAGUGACACAUAGCCUGUCUGAUAUCAGUGUUACAUGAUAUCUGCCCCUUAAACACCUCAGGUGACCAAUAACUUCACACACAUAGAACUCCAACAAACGACCAUGACAUUUGCCAAACAGGCAUUGGGGAAAACAUGAAUGACAUAGUGGUGCAAACGUUCAUUUCUUCAAUGAUUUGGAUGGCAAUUCCUCAUAUGUUGAGGAGGGCACUGCCCACUUUUCUGCAAUCGACAUUUUUCAGACGAUCGAGGCUUAGGGAUCAUGAACAGUCAGAACAGUGGCAUGAGGGUGAGAGGACGAAGGUACGCAAUGCCGUAGCUUUGUUAGCAUUGCUGGUAGUUACGUGGCGAUAGAGUUGUGGGAGCAGGGGGAGUCAGGAGUGGUGGGGCCGCGACGCUGAGGGUUUCAUGGAGUAACAGUUCUUCCAAACCUUAGGAUGUCCAGGGCUACAUUCCAAUGUCUCUGUCGGCGCCUCACGACAAUGCUAUCAUGGCAUGUAGGCAACCAACCGUUCCAACACCGUGCGGUGAGUGAUCUCUUCCUAUGCAGUGAAGCAUGACAUGGAAAAACCAUGAAUGUAUGGGAAAAACAUACGUGAAUUUCCGAUAUCUCUCACAUCGGUUGCAUGGCCAUGUAUCGGAUAUGUAUCAGAUCUAGAUCUACAUAUGGAAGUGGUCCAGAUCUGAUUGAAAAAAUCAGAUAUCUGUGUCCAUACUACUCUGAAAGAAUCAGAUUUGGGCCACAUUGGCUUAUAAUGUGAACAUAGCCAUACACGUCUUUAUCAAAACAUUGUGAAGCGAUAGAUCUUCUCAGCCCAUGAUUUGUUUGGCUGCACUGUAAACAAAUGGACAACUUCUUCUGUUUAAUUUCUGACAGAGUAACCACAAAGCAUGUUUCAAACGAAUCUCUUGGAGUCAUAUCAUUAAAAGGUAUUUGCCAAUUCCACCACUAACUGCGGGUGUUGCCAGAUCUACCAUGACAAAAUUCGCAAGGAUUAUAACUUUGAUGUUUCAGCUUGGAUUUCAGUCAAAAAAAUAAGAGUGCAUAGAAUAAUUGUAGGAAUCUGUCAUUCGGGACUGAGUAUCAGUUUCCUUUCCAAAAUUAACCCUAACUGGACUCAGAGCAAUGCUCAGUGUCCUUCAACACAUCUGUACACUGCUGUCCAGUGAUGGUGCUCUGUUCUCACCACUGUCCACAUACAACUCUAUCUACUGUGACGAAACAUUUUGAUAUGUUUGUAAAUUACUUUUUGAAUAUGGUACUAGCUCUCAUCCUUAAUAUUAUUUUUAUAAUUACCAUCAGUACUUUGGUUUCUCCUGCAUUACACGAGACCAUAAUGAUCAAACAUCAUAAUGUGCCAUAAAGGUAGGUAGAUUUACACACUAUGCUAAACGACUUCAUGUAUGUUUAACGAGGGUUUCAUCGACUAGUCGGCCACUACAGCCCUUCAUUAAACAGCCAUGUAAUAUAAAGUCAGUGAUGUGUGGACUGAAAUACACUCACACUGUGUUCCUCCAGAUUUAUCAUCUUGAACCUGGAACGUACACACUCGUUUUCCCUGAUUUAAAGCAGGAAAUAAGACAAUGCAGCACAAAACAGUGUGUCACAAGAUUCAAAGAAGGCACUGUUCCAGCUGGUUAGUCAGGUGUAGGAUUUAUCAGAAUUAUGUGCUGUAUAUGACAGCUGUUUGAUAUCCACAGCAUCAUACCCAGGAACCUUGUCCACCCUCUCUCUUUCUGUCUUGCAAUUCAACUGAUGUUGUUAUCAAAUAUAUUAAAUGACAGUAAAGAUUAUAUAAAUUCCAGUAUGAUGGGGGAAAAAAUACAUUUCAGUGUUCUGUAUCCUAUGAAUGAUACAAAAUAAACUUUGACAUUGCACCUUUGCAAAGG